This is a messenger RNA of Cucurbita pepo subsp. pepo (vegetable marrow), 1714 nucleotides long. Its product is annotated as putative pectate lyase 8. Lineage: Eukaryota; Viridiplantae; Streptophyta; Magnoliopsida; Cucurbitales; Cucurbitaceae. Gene Ontology annotation, molecular function: pectate lyase activity. The record is from RefSeq and is a predicted model, not a curated record.
UCCAACCCAGUUUUGCUUCCCAUUCAAUUCGCUCUCUUCCCUUCCCUUUCCUUUUCCCAUUUCAUAACCACUCGCAUUUAACGCUCUUACUCAACACAUAGCCACUUCGAAAAUUUGCAGAGAGAAACAAAGAUCAACAAUGGCGGUUUCUCUCAGACUACACUUUUCGAUGGCUUCUUCAUUGCUCUUUCUUCUUCUCCACAUCCUCUUCGUUCAUUCAAGUUUUGCUGGAGAUGAGAGAUUGCAGAGCUUCAAUUCUUCAUCAAUGGCGGACUGGAAUGUUAAGAACGAGCAUGCUGUUGAUAAUCCAGAGGAAGUUGCAUCAAUGGUCGAUUCGAGCAUUCGCAACAGCACAGAGAGGAGGAAUUUAGGGUUCUUCUCUUGCGGAACAGGAAACCCAAUUGAUGAUUGUUGGCGAUGCGACCCACGUUGGCAACUUCGCCGCAAGCACCUAGCAAAUUGCGGCAUUGGGUUCGGUCGCAACGCUGUCGGUGGCCGCGAUGGGAGAUAUUAUGUCGUUUCAGAUCCUGGCGAUGACGAUCCUGUCAAUCCCAGACCAGGAACUCUUCGCCAUGCCGUGAUUCAAGACAGGCCAUUGUGGAUUGUGUUCAAAAGAGAUAUGGUUAUAACUCUAAAACAAGAACUCAUCAUGAACAGCUUCAAAACAAUCGAUGGCCGUGGUGCUAAUGUCCACAUUGCUUAUGGCGCUUGCAUUACAAUCCAAUUCGUAACCAAUGUCAUUAUUCAUGGUCUGCAUAUUCAUGACUGCAAGCCAACGGGUAACGCCAUGGUUCGAAGCUCCCCUAGUCAUUAUGGAUGGAGGACAAUGGCCGAUGGGGAUGGGGUUUCUAUUUUUGGGUCGAGUCAUAUUUGGAUUGACCAUAACUCUCUUUCUAGCUGUGCUGAUGGGCUCAUCGACGCUGUGAUGGGAUCAACUGCCAUUACCAUUUCUAACAAUUACUUCACCCACCACAACGAGGUGAUACUUUUGGGACACAGUGACUCAUAUGUAAGAGACAAGCAAAUGCAAGUGACCAUUGCUUAUAACCAUUUUGGUGAAGGUCUCAUCCAAAGAAUGCCAAGGUGUAGACAUGGGUAUUUCCAUGUAGUAAACAAUGACUACACUCAUUGGGUAAUGUAUGCCAUCGGUGGAAGUGCUGAUCCCACCAUUAAUAGCCAAGGCAACAGAUAUCUUGCCCCUGCCAACCCUUUUGCCAAAGAGGUCACUAAGAGAGUUGAUACGUGGAAUGGUGAAUGGAAGCACUGGAAUUGGAGAUCAGAGGGAGAUCUUUUGCUAAAUGGAGCCUAUUUCACUCCAUCAGGAGCUGGGGCAGCAGCCAGUUAUGCAAGAGCUUCAAGCUUAGGAGCCAAAUCCUCUUCCUUGGUGGGCACCAUUACUUCAACUGCAGGUGCCCUUUCUUGUCGCAGGGGAUACCGUUGUUAAUUUCAAGUCACAGUUAAAGUAAGAUAUAUAAAAAACGAAGAACAAGAAAGAAUCUAAACACUUGAAAGGAAGAAAAAAAAAAUUUACUCAUUUUUUCUUCCCUAUUAUUGUUAUAGUUAUAGCAUUAUCUCAAUGAGUUUGAGCCAUCCCUUCUGUUUACAACCGCCCCACCACCGCCACCGCCACCGCCACCUUGUACUUGUCCCAAUCAAGAAUUGGAAACUGUACAUUUUUCUUCGGUUACAUGUUAAUGCCAAAUGUUGUAAUAUC